Molecule: messenger RNA, 1710 nt
Organism: Botrytis porri
Lineage: Eukaryota; Fungi; Ascomycota; Leotiomycetes; Helotiales; Sclerotiniaceae
Exons: 10
Coding region: 1-1710 (569 amino acids)
Biological process (GO): proteolysis
Cellular component (GO): fungal-type vacuole
Molecular function (GO): serine-type carboxypeptidase activity
Source: RefSeq, a predicted model, not a curated record
AUGAUUUCCCCAAUCACAGCAGGAUUAGCAUUGUUCACAGUGGUGAACGGUGCCAAAAUCACCCAGAGGAAUGUACAAGCUAGUCUGGCAGGCCGAGGCGUCCCAGCAAAUGCAACUGGGGUAAAGACUCUGGUUACACCUCAAAACAUAACAAUUCGUUACAAGGAGCCUGGAAAAGAAGGCGUGUGUGAAACUACACCUGGUGUGAACUCGUACUCGGGAUACAUCGACCUUGAUGCCAACUCACAUACCUUCUUCUGGUUUUUUGAAGCUCGAAACGAUCCUGCAAAUGCACCAGUCACUUUAUGGCUUAAUGGUGGACCCGGUUCUGAUUCUAUGAUUGGUCUCUUUCAAGAAUUGGGGCCUUGUAAUGUUACAGCAAACCUCACUACCGAAUUAAACCCUUAUUCGUUUAGCGAGUAUUCGAACUUACUGUUCCUUUCUCAACCUCUGGGCGUUGGCUUUUCGUAUGGUUCUGAAGGCGAAGGAAGUUUGAAUCCAUUCACCGGUGUUUAUGAGAAUUCUUCAUUUGCUGGAGCGCAAGGAAGAUAUCCUAUCAUCAAUGCGACAGCCCUCGACACGACAGAUUUGUCGGCUGUAGCCGCUUGGCACGUUCUGCAAGGGUUUCUUGGCGGCUUGCCCCAACUCGACCCAGCUGUCAACCUCACCACGAAAAAGGAAUUUAAUCUAUGGACAGAAAGUUAUGGGGGUCACUAUGGUCCAGCUUUUUACAAGUACUUCUACGACAGAAAUCAGGAAAUUGCAAACGGCACUAUUGCAGGUAUCCAACUAGAAUUUAACACCCUUGGUGUUGGUAAUGGAAUCAUCGACGAAUAUAUCCAGGCACCCUUUUAUCCCGAAUUUGCGGUGAAUAACUCAUAUGGCAUCAAGGCUUAUAACGACACAGUCUACAACUUUGCAAAGUUUGCUUUGAAUAUGGGCAAUGGCUGCCUUGACCAGAUAGGUCUUUGCAGAGCAACAAACUUGACAUCCGCUGCAGAUCAAGCAAUCUGCACUGAAGCCGAGAACCUCUGCAGAGACACAGUGGAAGGGGUCUACUAUACGUAUGGAGGGCGGGGAGCCUAUGACAUCAGACAUCCAUAUGAUGAUCCAACUCCACCAACAUACUUUCUUGAUUACCUCAACUUGGCCUCUACACAAAAUGCUCUAGGAGUAAACCUGAAUUAUAGCGAGGACGCCAAUGAGGAAGUUUACUACGCAUUCCAACAGACUGGAGAUUUUGUCUAUCCCACUUUCUUGGAAGAUAUAGAAUAUUUACUGGCAAACGACGUUAGAGUAUCACUAUUUUAUGGUGAUGCAGAUUAUAUUUGCAAUUGGUUUGGAGGAGAAGCCAUUUCCUUGGCCGCAAAGUAUACUCACAGCGCUGAGUUUGCGGCCGCAGGAUAUGCUCCAUUCAUCGUCGAUGGAACAGAGUACGGAGAAGUAAGACAGUAUGGAAACUUCAGUUUCUUGAGAAUCUAUGAAGCAGGUCAUGAAGUACCAUACUACCAGCCAGUAGCAAGUUUGGAGUUCUUCAGACGAACGUUACUUGACCUCGACAUCGCGGAAGGAAAGGCAAGGGUUGCCAGUAACUAUUCAAGUCCGGGUACCGCUUCAGCUACUCACACUGAAGCUUUUGUUGCCUUACCGUCAUCUACAUCAGGAUCUAGUACAGCAGCAGCUCUACCAGAUGGAUUACCCAACUGGUAA